AUGCUCCUGGAAGCACUCAGCUCUCCGUACACCUACUCUACUAUUCUAUUCAUCAUCGCCGGACUCUCAUUUCCCAUCCAUCUAUUUGGUGGUUACUGUAUCCUUGUCAAAACUCCCGAGGUCAUGAAAUCAGUUAAAUGGAGUUUAUUCAAUGUUCACAUGUGGACAUCGUUUUUGGAUUUAAGCAUGAGUUUCUUUGCCCAACCAUUCAUCAGUGCUCCGUUUACUGGGUUCCCAAUGGGAGUUUUGCAUCGUAUUGGAGUGGAGACUGACCUUUUAUGUUACGUUUGCUCAGUGAUUUCUUAUUUGAUGCCUGUCUCUAUCAUUGGCAUGUUCGAGAACCGCUUCUUCAUCCUAUUCGCCCAUAAAACCUUCUGGAGAUUUGCUCGACAUCCGUUCAGAUUAAUUGACUACCUAUUGGCAAUACUCAUCCCACUGCCUGUCUACCUCGGUACUCCUGAACAGGAGUACGCACGAAAUGUGACGUUUGAACAAAAUCCCGGCCUCAUGCUUUAUAAUAUUCCGGAAUCCCCAAUGUUUGUGGUAGCAAUUGAAAAAACAUGGAUCAGGAUUCGACAUUUGAUGCUUUUUUCAAAGUUUCUUAUUCAGUUGCUGGUUUUUGUAGUGCUUAUCAGAUGGAAUAUGAACAAGUCUAUAAGUGAAAUAAAAUCGAUGGUUUCCAAAAACACCUUCAGAAUGCACAAAAGCUUCGUGAGAUCCUUGAAUUUCCAGGUAGCCAUCCCUCUGUUCAUCGUUUGCAUUCCAUUUAUGGUAAACGUUUUCAUUCCAAUGUUCUCGACGGACCUUCAGGGCACCACAAACCUCAUCUGCAUUAUUAUUAUAUCAAUGCAUGGGGUCCUGUCGACAUUGGUCAUGGUGCAUCUUCAGAAAGCAUAUCAUGUUGAGAUUCUGAGAAUAUUUGGCUGUAAAACUGCAAAGAUUGAGAAAAAUGUUGGUGGAGUUGUGGCGACUUUGUAG
Molecule: messenger RNA, 978 nt
Organism: Caenorhabditis elegans
Lineage: Eukaryota; Metazoa; Nematoda; Chromadorea; Rhabditida; Rhabditidae
Gene: srh-289
Product: Serpentine Receptor, class H
Exons: 3
Coding region: 1-978 (325 amino acids)
Source: RefSeq, marked reviewed